This is a messenger RNA of Seminavis robusta, 1050 nucleotides long. NCBI's taxonomy places the organism in Eukaryota, Bacillariophyta, Bacillariophyceae, Naviculales, Naviculaceae. The record is from the annotation of a GenBank genome assembly.
AUGGACGACGGAGCGAUUGACUUUCGCAAGCUUCUCAAGGAAGAGAAACGAAAGGCGAAAUUGGAGCGACAGCGGCAGCAACAACAGCAGCAGCAAAAGGACGAUGCCGUCCAAGAUCCAUCCACAAACCAUGCUGCCGUUGCCACGGAUCCAUCCAUCACAAACCAUGCUGCUGUUGCCACAGAGACCAACUCCUCCGACAAUACCGGCACUACUAAUCAGACGUAUUCGACUACAAUCAUUCGAGAAGAAGACGUGGACGCGUUGGAUUUUGAACGGCUGGUGCAAGAAGAAAAGGAAGCGUCUAAGAAACGACAACACGAACAAGCCAUGGCCGAUGGAUGGUCCAUUCCCCAACAGCGACAAGUGGAUCCAAGACAGCAUCUCGUCUGCUCCAAUCCACCUUCCAUUUUUUAUAUUCCCAAUUUCAUGCCACAAGAAUCGGAUCAACAGGCAUUGAUGGAGUGGCUGCUUUCCUUGCCAGACAACAAUCAAAACAACACUACCACAUCCAAUCACGAAAAGGAAGCGUCGUUACAGGCCAAUGGAACCUGGACCACCAUGCACUAUGCCAAGCGACGUGUGGCAUUGUUCGAUGGCACUCUGCAAGUAGGACAAUCCACCCUACCACCUCCUCUGCAACGAUUUGUGACGGUGUUUUGUCAGCAAGGCAUUUUCCCGGUCGAAGAACCACCCAACCACGUCUUGAUCAAUGAAUAUUCUCCCGGGCAAGGCAUUUUGCCGCAUACGGACGGACCGGCAUAUAUCAGUCGCACCGCCACGCUCUCCUUGGGAUCCGAUGUCCUACUGCAAUUCACACCGCGACCUCAUCUUGACUCCAAUCAACCAACCACACGACAGUUGUGGCUGGAAAAGGGAUCCCUGUUGGUAUUUCAAGACGCGGCCUAUCUCGACUAUAUGCAUGGCAUUCAAGAUCGAGUACUCGAAGAAACCGUCACGGAAAACUGCUUGAAUGCACCGGCAAACACACAAAUAAUCAAGAGGGGAUAUCGCAUCAGUUUGACAUUUCGACACAAACUGGUACAGUAG